AUGGAUGCUAUUGUACAGCAACUAGCCGAACGGAGGGCCUUCCUUGAAUACGCGAAGCAUGAACACGCUCGGUUCUCGUCCAUUGUGGGGCGAAUACCGGAGGACGUCUUAUCCAUCAUCUUCGAGUACACCAUACCGUCUUAUUUGACGGGAAGAGGUGGCUUGUCGCAGCGGAGGUCGUCCCUCUCCCUCAACGUGUCUCGAGUUUGUCAACGCUGGCGGACUGUCGCACUCGGCAACCCAAAGUUAUGGAACAAGUUUUAUGUGAACAUGACCAAGGUUGCAAUAAAUGCCGUUCCUCCUCGCUUCUUCGAGCUAGCGGCAAGAUGCCGUCUACAUCCUACUUAUUUGUUCAUCCGCAGUCUGAGAUAUUCACGGUUGGAACAGAGCGGAAUACCCGAAGGCCUAAGCAACACCUGCAAGGGCGUUGAGCUGUUUUGUCCGCGCGUCAGCUAUCGGUCCAUGUCCCCUAUUCUUCUAGAUAGAUGGCUUGCUCGAAACCUACCUAACUUGGUGUCCUUAUCUCUCUUAGGAUACCAUCUUCAAGUCAUCAAACCCGCUCAGGUUGAUCAGCCGCACCUUCCAGCCUUCUCUCGGUUAUCUAACCUGAAUGUCCAUUUUGUCAAUGACUUUGAUGUACAAAACUUCCGGGAUGUGGAUCUACGCGCUGUCUACCAGCUGCGGUUGCCCGCCUUGCGACGUCUAGUUCUUUUCCUUACCCCGGUACGCUACCGCAAACCCAUAGACAUGAUUCAACUGGCCGAUAGCUUCCCCGGCUUGGAAGAGCUUCAUAUCUAUAGCUGUUCAGAAUCAAAUACAAAACCGUCGUCCACAGGACGGACGGCCACUUUCUCUCACCUGAAAGUCUUGACAUGGGUACACAAGCAGUGCACGUUGAAUCAGUUUCGUCAUGCAUUUCAAUCGUUGGUGCUCCCGUCACUCUCGGAGCUCACUUGUACCUUCACCCUGAAACCCGCCGGAACGAUAGACAGUCGGUCCGUGGAAGUACUAGAAGCAUGUCUUACUCGUUCUCAAUGUCUCCUUAAACGGAUGAAUGCCGCCAGUGCCGCCAGCCUGGACAGCUCUUGGAACCGCCCAUGGGCUGAACGACUUCGGAAUGCCUAUCCGCAACUUCAGUUGGUCAACGAAAAAACCUACUUCGAUGUCAACGAGAUCAAGGCUGCUUGGUAUCACUAG
This is a messenger RNA of Coniophora puteana RWD-64-598 SS2, 1197 nucleotides long. RefSeq lists its product as uncharacterized. Bases 1 to 1197 code for a protein of 398 amino acids. The transcript has a single exon. NCBI's taxonomy places the organism in Eukaryota, Fungi, Basidiomycota, Agaricomycetes, Boletales, Coniophoraceae. The record is from RefSeq and is a predicted model, not a curated record.